Lonchura striata (white-rumped munia) is the source of this 2638-nucleotide messenger RNA. NCBI's taxonomy places the organism in Eukaryota, Metazoa, Chordata, Aves, Passeriformes, Estrildidae. The record is from RefSeq and is a predicted model, not a curated record.
UUUCUCUCCCCACCGCCUCCUGCGGAGGUUCAUGGACGGCGCCUUCGAGCCGCGCCUCACACCCACCGUCGGUGAGCCCGGAGUCCGCCCGGGGCUGGGCGCCUUCCUGCUGGGCGCCUUCCUGCUGGGCUCCUUCCUGCUGGGCGCCUUCCUGCUGGGCGCCUUCCUGCUGGGAUCCUUCCUGCUGGGAUCCUUCCUUCUGCGCUUGUUUUUGGGGCCCGGAGCCGGGAUCCUGCAGAUGCGGAGAUGCCGGGCGGGCAUUCGGAGGUUCCUUCUGACGAGCCUCCCCUUCUAACUCUUAGGUGUUGAUUUUAAAACGAAGAAGAUGGUGCUGGAGGGCCGUGCAGUACAGCUGGCCAUAUGGGUAGGUGUUGUUCCAGACUAUGUUAGGUUUUGAGAGAUGCACAGGCUUCAAGAGCUGCUUUUUGUGGUUUUUUCACCUUCGCUUCCUUCCUGCUCCUCCUCUCUUUGCUAAAGUCUUCUGCAUUUUGAGAUUUUCACAGGGAAAUGAACCAAAAAGGUGAAGGAGACUCAGCAGGAUAGGACAGGACUGGAACAGAUAACUGAAAUCAUGAUGUGGUGUGAAAAAUAAACCCCGCAGGGCCUGCUGAAAUCCAGCCACUUUGGCCACAUACUUGGGCCACAAUGUGUGCAGAAUGAGUGUUGUGAUUGUACAGCAGCAGCUGCAGACAAACAAAACACUUCCAAAGGCUUCCUUAGUCAAGGUUUGGGACUUCCUUCCGUUCCAGUGGAGGCUCUGAGUGCCCUUUGCUGCAGUUUCUCGAAGGCUCUGGGGAGUGUAAAGCUUCUGAAGCUGUAGCAUGUGAGAGGCGGCCACCUGCACGCUCCAGCAGUCGAGCUGGUCCUGCCCAGCCUGACCCCCUGCACACAGUGGAUGGAGAUAAAGUGCCCGUGGUACACAUGAAAGGUAUUUUAGGAAAGGUUGUUUGGGUUAAUCCCACCUCAGGCAUGGACAAACCCAUCCGUGGCAGAGAGGUGCCUGCAUGAGCCAGGAGCACAGGAAUGGAGUCGAGCAGAGAAAGGUGAUGCUCUGGGAUACAGCAGGACAGGAGCGUUUCAGAGCAGUGACUCCCACUUACUACCGAGGAGCUCAAGGGAUUGUUUUAGUGUAUGAUGUCACAAGAAAAGACACUUUCACAGGAAUAGGAGGAUGGCUGAAUGAGCUGGAAAUGUACACCUCCUCCAGCAGCACUGUUAAGAUGUUGGUUGGCAAUAAAACUGAUAAGCCUGACCGUGAAGUAGAAAGAAAAGAAGGGCUCCAGCUUGCUAGGAAACACUCACUGCUUUUUAUAGAGACCAGUGCCAAGACAGAGGAUGGAGUGCAACAUGCCUUUGAGGAACUGGUCAUAAAGAUCCUGCAGACUCCAGAUCUCUGGGAUAAGGGCACCGCAAAGAAAGGAGUCCAGCUCAUGGAAUCAUCAGCACAGCAGCAUAAAGGGUUUUGUGGUGCCUCCUGUGCACUUAUUUAAAUGUACAGGUGGCUGUUCUGCCUGACUGGAGGGGACCUGGGGAAAAAAAAAGAAAGGUGGGGAUGGGAUUCCAAGCACCAAUCUGUGCUGUGUUUGCUGUGCCAUCAACUUUGCAGAUCCAGAACACAAACUCAUUAGCAAAAUACGUUUUUAUUCAUUAAGAAAAUACAGUUUCUCCUCCUCUUUUGCACAACUGCUAUCUGCAGGUAUUUUUUUUGCUAGCUCUCAGAUUUUUCACUUUAAAUCAUAGUGCUGCUUAGAGUAUAUAACAUUCAAUGUGGACUUUUGCUGGAAUUCGUGCCUCAGCAUAAAUAAGGUGGUAUUCAAUUCUGGAAUAUUAUUGAGAAGCUUCUCUCCCCUGGGAUGGCAUGGGAGGCUUUUAGGCACCCACGUUACCUUCAUGUAGUUACUCAGCAGUGCUGAGUUUGAUCAGGAUGUUUCCUGAUUUUGGAUGGUUUUAAAAAGUCAAAAUUGCUACAUAUCCCCAGCCAGUAAGCUGAGUUACUGGUUAAUUUUAGGGCUGUGAUGAAGAGGGGAUCUGUAUUUUAACUCUUUUCAGGAAAAGUGCAGGACACUGAAGGUGACCUUGUGCUGUUCUCUUUGCACUGAGGAUCAGGGAUGAGAUGCACUCAUCAUUUUGGGCUGUUUCAUGCCAUGGCUGUGGUUUUGCAGUCACUGAGGUUCUCUGCAAACCCUUGUCCUCUUCCAGUAACCACAGAUAAAACUGGAAGUUUUAUCAGAAUUUAUAAAAAUUUUAUCAGAAAUUGGUCAAACUCAAUUUCACAGGAAAUUGUUGCCUGUGGGAGACUUUGCACUAGGGUGAGUCUCACCCAUCCCACUAUGAAGUCACCUUUUUAUCUUUUACACUUUUAAUGCCAAUAUUGUAUUUUGCUAGCUUACAUUAAAGUAACUGAAAAUUUCACGUGUAUCUUGUUUGUAACUUGUGCCUUGCUUCUGUUAAUGCAUGUUUCUACUAUUAGACUAUGUUAGAUCAUAAAACAUACAGCUUUAUUUACUGCUAGUCAUUCAAAAUAUUUAAAGAUGUUAUGAUAGCAACCUUGCUUUAAAUAAAUUCUGACCCUUAGCUUUUUAACUUAAAUCUGAAUCUUCUAAAUAUGUUUAUAUAAAAAUCUGUUUGUAACCUGAAA